Molecule: messenger RNA, 2351 nt
Organism: Ochotona curzoniae (black-lipped pika)
Lineage: Eukaryota; Metazoa; Chordata; Mammalia; Lagomorpha; Ochotonidae
Gene: PAFAH2
Product: platelet activating factor acetylhydrolase 2
Exons: 11
Coding region: 8-1345 (445 amino acids)
Molecular function (GO): 1-alkyl-2-acetylglycerophosphocholine esterase activity
Source: RefSeq, a predicted model, not a curated record
AACGCCCAUGUUGAAUCCUGAAAACUACAACUACCUAAGGAUCACAGGUUCUUGGGCGGUUUCUCCUUUCGGUCGAGUUAAACGCCUGGGAUUACUUCUGAGGAAUCUCUUGGACCGGCUACCCAGCUCAGCACUGCCCGAGUCGUCGGAGUCAGCUGGUGACGAGAUGGGGGCCAGCCAGUCCGUGUGCUUUCCCCAGGUCACAGGCCCCCACCCGGUAGGCUGCGGCGAUGUGAUGGAGGGUCAGGGUCUCCAGGGAACCUUCUUUCGAAUCUUCUACCCCUGCCAAGAGGCGGAGGCCACUGUAGAGCAACCCCUAUGGAUUCCCCGCUAUGAGUACUACACGGGCCUGGCUGAUUACCUGCGGUUCAACAAGCGCUGGGGGGGAAUGUUGUUCAGCCUGGCUGUGGGAUCUUAUCGCCUACCUGUUAGCUGGAAUGGGCCCUUUAAGACAAAGGACACUGGAUAUCCCCUGAUCAUCUUCUCCCACGGCAUGGGAGGUUUCAGGACAUUGUAUUCAGCUUUCUGCAUGGAACUGGCCUCCCGUGGCUUCGUGGUUGCUUUGCCAGAGCACAGGGACCAGUCGGCUGCGACCACCUAUUUCUGUAAGCAGACCCCUGAGGAGCACCAAACCACCACCAAGUCUUUGGAAGAGGAAUGGAUCCCCUUCCGCCGCAUUGAGCAAGGGGAGAAGGAGUUCCAUGUUCGGAAUCCACAGGUGCAUCAACGGGCGAGGGAGUGUGUGCGUGUGCUGAGAGUCCUGCGGGAGGCAGCGGCCGGCCAGACUGUUGACAACAUCCUACCCGGGGGUUUGGACCUGAAGAUGUUGAAGGGCAGCAUCGACAUGAGCCGUGUGGCUGUGAUGGGACAUUCAUUUGGAGGUGCCACAGCUAUCCUGGCUUUAGCCCAGGAGACUCAGUUUCGGUGUGCCGUGGCCCUGGAUGCUUGGAUGUUCCCCCUGGAACGAGACUUCUACCCCCAGGCCCGGGGCCCUGUGUUCUUCAUCAACACCGAGAAGUUCCAGACGGUGGAGAGCAUCAACUUGAUGAAGAAGAUGUGUGCCCAGCAUGGGCAGUCCAGGAUCAUCACCGUCCUCGGUUCUGUUCAUCACAGUCAGACCGACUUUGCUUUUGUGACUGGCAAUUUGCUUGUCAAAUACCUAUCCAGUCAUACCCGUGGGAGCCUGGAUCCCUACGAGGCCCAGGAGACCAUGGUACGGGCCAUGCUGGCCUUCCUGCAGAAGCACCUUGACCUAAAAGAGGACUAUGACCAAUGGGACAGUCUCAUCGAAGGCGUCGGGCCCUGGCUCACUCCCGGCGCCCCCCACCACCUGUCCAGCCUGUAGGCGCAGCUGACCAUCUGUCACAGGUCACGUGAGCUGUGGUUGCACUGCAGGGUAAGGGGCUGCCCUGGGGCACCAGUCACCUCCCUCAGGAAGUGGUCGGCAUGCCCCUUUUUUCUCAGAUGGAGGGGAUGUAAUCACACCGCUGAUUGGCUAGUGGGAUGCUUUGAUCUUGGACUUGUCGAUCUUACACUCACCCGGGACUUGAAUCACUGAAUGCUUGGCAAACCUGCCUUCCCGGGGGCCUGAGCCCUGAAGGGGUGGGAGAGAAGCUGAGUGCCGUGAGGCUGAAUGAGAAGGUUAGGCCCGGUGCACCUGCUCCCUUCGCUCCAACCAGGGCAGUUUCUGCAGUAGAAGUGCCAAAGCCAGAGGGAGGGGCCCUCAGCCCCGCCUGGCGCCCUCUCUUGCCCACCCUCAGCCAGCUCCCUCCUGGGCCACUUGGUGAAAGAUGAGCGCUUGAGGACACUUUCUAAGGUCUGCUUCAUCACCAGGUUUUUCUGAUCAUGCGCAGAUCUUGCUCCUUGCGGGGCAGAAUGCCUUGUCAAUCCUGAGUCUCACCCCGUGAACCCAAGGGUGGGGAAGGAGGGGGCCACAGCAGGCUCUCCCCACACAGGGCUACCUCGGAAGCUCCAGAAGCCUUAGAUUGUGUACACAAGUGGUUUGAGGUGGGGGUGUUAUGAUCAGGGUUAAACAAGUACUUGCAAAUGCCUUGCCACAAGAAGGGGGAAGUGUGGCUAGUCUGGACCGUGGAGGACAUGCCGGGAGAGGUGCAGGAACCCCUGAGCGUCACCUCUCAGUUCCAAGGUCGUGAGCUGCCAGCAUGAUGAGAGUGUGGACGCUUGGGUCAUCUGGCCUCCUGGCUCUGAGAUCCUCACCCCAAAUUCAAGUCUAGAUACAGACCUCACUGUCAUCCUGUCCCAUGUAUGAUGAGAACAAUGUUAAUGCUAAUGAAAUGCUGGAAUAAUCUCUGUUCAAUCUGCAAUAAAGCAAAAUGGGGAGCCAUCUGGAA